Molecule: messenger RNA, 879 nt
Organism: Aedes albopictus (Asian tiger mosquito)
Lineage: Eukaryota; Metazoa; Arthropoda; Insecta; Diptera; Culicidae
Exons: 1
Coding region: 1-879 (292 amino acids)
Source: RefSeq, a predicted model, not a curated record
AUGAGGUUUGUUCUGGAGAACAAUAGCUGCGAGCUGCCGUUCUACUACACGAAUGGUGAAAGAGUGAUGGUGCAAAUGUCGGUGGCGGCAGGUAAUACUCGCUACAUUCGAGUUUUCGAUCUUCCACCGGAGGUAACUGAUGCCGAGUUGUCUGCUGUGUUGGGAGUGUAUGGCACGGUGAAACGUGUUGUGCGUGAGCGCUUUCCAGCGGACAGUGGCCUAAACAUGUUUUCCGGCGUCCGGGGCUUGUACGUGGACAUCAAAAAAGAGAUCCCAGAAGCGCUCAUCUUCUGCGGUCGAAAAGGGCGGAUAUAUUUCGAUGGUAUGAAACCGAAAUGUUACUUGUGUAAAUCUGAAACCCACCUUAAGAAGGCCUGCCCGAAUAAACGGGCACAGCAAAGUGAAGUAGUACUCAAGCGGCGGGGGGAACAACAACCAGCACCAGCAACAAAAAUCAAAUCAAUAAAUGAUGGAGAUGCAGGAAUGGACGGGGCAGUAACCACCGGCGCAGCGAAUGUUGGUACCCGCAAACGGCAAAACAAAGGUGAAAAAAUUGCAAAGAGGACGGAUAAACGACAAUUGUCUACCCAUUCCUCUGAUUCCAAUAACCAGCCACAGGAGAAAAAGAAAACGGAGACGGUAAAUGAAGGCGACGACGACGGCGAUAGUAUAAUCACCGUUGAUGAUGACAUGCAGAGCAACCGCAGCUACAUUGGGGAACCGGAGGCAGAACAGGAAAGCGAAAGCGAGAGCGAUCUGGAGGUGCUUGAUUUCCAGCUUGCAACUACAGAAGAGAUCAAAGCGUGGAACGAUAAACGAGAACGGAUGUCCCGAAGACAGGCAAAAAACAUUGAGCGGUUAUUAAGUAAGCACAAAUAA